Molecule: messenger RNA, 1146 nt
Organism: Aethalodelphis obliquidens (Pacific white-sided dolphin)
Lineage: Eukaryota; Metazoa; Chordata; Mammalia; Artiodactyla; Delphinidae
Gene: CABP7
Product: calcium binding protein 7
Exons: 5
Coding region: 1-648 (215 amino acids)
Cellular component (GO): trans-Golgi network membrane
Molecular function (GO): calcium ion binding
Source: RefSeq, a predicted model, not a curated record
AUGCCGUUCCACCCGGUGACGGCGGCGUUGAUGUACCGGGGCAUCUACACCGUGCCCAACCUGCUGUCGGAGCAGCGCCCCGUGGACAUCCCUGAGGACGAGCUCGAGGAGAUCCGAGAGGCCUUCAAAGUCUUCGACCGCGAUGGCAAUGGCUUCAUCUCCAAGCAGGAGCUGGGCACGGCCAUGCGCUCCCUGGGAUACAUGCCCAACGAGGUGGAGCUGGAGGUUAUCAUCCAGCGGCUGGACAUGGAUGGUGAUGGCCAAGUGGACUUCGAGGAGUUUGUGACCCUUCUGGGACCCAAGCUCUCCACCUCAGGGAUCCCAGAGAAAUUCCACGGCACUGACUUCGACACCGUCUUCUGGAAGUGUGACAUGCAAAAGCUGACCGUGGACGAGCUGAAGCGGCUGCUCUACGACACCUUCUGUGAGCACCUGUCCAUGAAGGAUAUUGAGAACAUCAUCAUGACGGAGGAGGAGAGCCACCUAGGCACAGCGGAGGAGUGCCCCGUGGACGUGGAGACCUGCUCCAACCAGCAGAUCCGUCAGACGUGUGUGCGCAAGAGCCUGAUCUGCGCCUUCGCCAUCGCCUUCAUCAUCAGCGUCAUGCUCAUCGCAGCCAACCAGGUGCUGCGCAGCGGCAUGAAAUAGGCGCCACCUGGGCGCCCCAUGGGGCGCGCAGUGCGUGGGGCCCCCUCCACACCCACCGCCGCCCACAGUCCUCUCCCUCCACCAACUCCCUGGGCCGCCACCGCGUGUACUUCAGGGCCUGGGCGUCCAGCGGCACCACCCCGCCCGCCCCACAGGCCUUGCAUGGAGCUGUGGCCCAGCUGCAGAGGGCCUGGUGGUGGCUCUGAGGACGGCCCUGGCCCUGGCCCUGCCUGCACCCUGCCCUGCCCCACCCUGGCCUGUAUGUAGCACUAACUUUUCUCGCUGUGCAGGGGCUCCUGGGAAAUUAAGGAGGAAUUUAUACAGGGCCCAGUAGCUGCAGGUCCCUUGGGCAGGAGGAGGCAUUGUGUGCCCAGGGCCACAUAGCCAACCCAACCCUGGUCCCUCAGGUCUGCCCAGGGCCAUGGAGGGGAGUGCAGGGGACAGAAAGCCUCCUCCUGGAGGGCAACAUGAGGCUGGGGUCUCCUGGGCCCUUCUCCC